Cryptomeria japonica (Japanese cedar) is the source of this 462-nucleotide messenger RNA. RefSeq lists its product as uncharacterized. The transcript has a single exon. Lineage: Eukaryota; Viridiplantae; Streptophyta; Pinopsida; Cupressales; Cupressaceae. The coding region runs from base 1 to 462 and encodes 153 amino acids. The record is from RefSeq and is a predicted model, not a curated record.
AUGUACGACCAGGAGGCCAUUGUGCCGGCAAAAUUCAUGGUUCUAAGUUUAAGGAUCGCGAUCGAGAAUUGCCUAGUAGAUAUGGAGAGCCUGCAGGAGCAAUUGUACGCGUUAGGCAAGUUGGAUGAACGCAGAAUGAUGGCCCAAUGGGCCACUGAAGCCGCCCAACAAAAACGAAAAUUUUGGCAUGAUAAGCACAUCCGACACAUGGAAUUUCGUCCAGGUCAAUGGGUGUUGAAGUAUAAUGGGCGGAAUGAGAUUAAGCCUGAGAAAUUUAAAGUCCGAUGGUUGGGGCCAUAUAAAAUUCGUGACGUAGCUGUGAAUGGAGCAACUAAGUUGUCGACAUUGGGUAACCAACCAAUAAAGGAGAUGGUAAACGAGUCAAAGUUGAAGAUUUACCACCACAGGCAGCGGAGGAAUGAUCCAGUUUGCCCGGAGGUGGGGCCUAGCCGGACAAAUUGA